Suillus fuscotomentosus is the source of this 1355-nucleotide messenger RNA. RefSeq lists its product as uncharacterized. NCBI's taxonomy places the organism in Eukaryota, Fungi, Basidiomycota, Agaricomycetes, Boletales, Suillaceae. The transcript is spliced from 7 exons. The coding region runs from base 286 to 1281 and encodes 331 amino acids. The record is from RefSeq and is a predicted model, not a curated record.
GUGAACACAGCUUCUCGGCACCAAUUUGUAGUCUUUCGAUGAUGCCAAGGCCUUCAAGUUGUAAGGCACUUUGAAGCCACUAACUCAACUUGUGGCAUUAUAGAGUUUUUUUUCGACGUAUGUCACAUAGCCCACAGUAUCUGUGUCUCGGUAUCACCGAAAGCCUCAGUGACAAUGCCAGCAUCAUGAUAUCGAGCGAACUUAAGACGUAUCCAUGGAGCUGGUAAAGGUUCAGCCUUCCAAGUCAUCCCUGGUACAUCCCUUGUACAUCCCCCCAUUACAACCAUGACUUCAAGAGGCAUCCCGCUCGAUGUGGCUGCUAUAAUGUCAAUUGCACUGGAAGGUAUUCUAUAUGGGUUCUCCAUCCUCAUGUUUAUAGGUACCAUUUGGGCGCUGACCUACAAGCGUCGCCUGCGAGAGGUCAAUCGCCUAAUUGUUGCAGUGACCGUCAUGUUAUUAAUACUGAGCACCGCACACAUGAUCGUAGACAUCAUUCGCCUUGAAGAUGGAUUGGUAAAAUACCGUGACACAUUUCCUGACGGGCCCGCGGCAUUCUUCGCGGACGUGUCCCAAAUUACAUAUGUGAUCAAGAAUGCGAUAUAUAUCUCGCACACUCUGCUUGGCGAUGGGGUUGUGAUAUACCGCUGUUACGUUGUUUGGCAAUCUGCUCGGAUCGUUAUUCUGCCAAGUAUACUGUGGUGCUGUAGUGCAUUGACUGGCUUUUCUGCAGUCUACAGUGUUUCGCAAGCCACUAGCAAUGCUGGAAAUAUCUUCACGAAGGCGACUGGACAGUCCUUCUUCGCUUUGACACUUUCGACCAAUUUAAUAAGUUCUGGUUUACUGGCAUAUCGCAUCUGGAAGAUUGAGUGCAACGUCUCUGCAUUACGCACUUCAAAAAGAACCUUAACGCCCAUAUUGCGGGUUCUCGUGGAUGCCGCCAUUUUGUACUCUGUGGUGCUCUUCCCCACACUCAUCUGUUUCGUCUGUUCGAACAAUGGGCAGUAUGUUAUGCUAGACAUGCUCGUGCCGAUCAUCUCAAUUGCUUUCUACAUGGUGCUCGUUCGCGUCGCGAUCAGUCAACACGCUCAAGAUUACGUCUUGACGACUUUCCAUAGAGGGACGACGACAGAACAAGAAACCUUGCCUCCUGUGAAGCCUUUGCGGGUGCAUAUAUCCCGUAUUACUCAAAUUGACGAUACCUCGGCUCACGACAUGGAGAGUGAGAACCUACCAUCGACAUACAAGGUAUAUCCUGUUGAAGAGCAAUCUUGCGCCGUGUAAACUAUUGUAACAUUUAUCGCUUCUUUCUAUGUUUCCAACAUUAUCAAUGAACAGAGUUUCCACAAUUGUCUUUA